Molecule: messenger RNA, 826 nt
Organism: Setaria italica (foxtail millet)
Lineage: Eukaryota; Viridiplantae; Streptophyta; Magnoliopsida; Poales; Poaceae
Exons: 1
Coding region: 202-453 (83 amino acids)
Source: RefSeq, a predicted model, not a curated record
CCAGGACGUACGUUACCUCCCCGCGCGCCCGCCUCGCUCUUUAUAAACACCCCUGCGGCCACUCGCCGAUCACACCCUCUCCUCCUGUAUUCGCAGUUUCACAUCCAUAGCUUCCUCGCUCGGCGUUUGUUGAGUUCCACACACACCAUCAGCCUUCUUCCUGGGAGAGACAGGCAGGCAGAGAGGCGAUCAGAGGCAGGCAUGGGUCUCCCCCUCGAGCAGUGGCGCGGCGGCGAGGCGGACGGCAAGGAGGCGGCGGAGUCGUCGUCGGCCGGGUGCAGGACGCCCGGCGGCAACGGCCAGGCUGCGCGCGGCGGGGCGGCGGGCGGGGACUGCCCCGCCGCGCCCAGGAAGAGGAGGGCCCCCGCGGGGGCGGUCUCGCAGCAGCAGCAGCGCAGGGACUACUACAACGGCGCCGACGUCGAGGCCUUCUUCGCCGCUCACAACCUCUAGAUGACCGACCUGCUGCCGUGUCUGCAGGACGUACGGAGCAGCUAGCUAGCCACCACCAGUAGUCUCUCGUCUCUUGUCGCCGGUGCACGCAUAAAUUAAGCACGGCUGUGUGUUAGAGCCGGGCGUAGCCUCUUCCCGCUAACGUAUGUACGUACGGAGUCUGUACCCUGAUCGUUGAUCGAGAUUGUACAUUACUACCUACUGCUAGUGUCUAGUAGUAGUUCUUGACUUCUCAGUUUAGGUCUGGUAAUCGUCUGAAAUAUGAUAUGCUGGUCAUGCCAUGUACUAGUAGCAUCUAGCUUAGGAUCUGUGUGAGGGGAGAGCUUGUAUCUGUCAACAAGUUGCAUUGUAUGCACAUUCUAGUGUGUGAUCU